Molecule: messenger RNA, 2301 nt
Organism: Saccharomyces paradoxus
Lineage: Eukaryota; Fungi; Ascomycota; Saccharomycetes; Saccharomycetales; Saccharomycetaceae
Gene: CRS1
Product: cysteine--tRNA ligase
Exons: 1
Coding region: 1-2301 (766 amino acids)
Biological process (GO): cysteinyl-tRNA aminoacylation
Cellular component (GO): cytoplasm
Molecular function (GO): ATP binding; cysteine-tRNA ligase activity
Source: RefSeq, a predicted model, not a curated record
AUGAAUAUCUUCACCAGAGUCCUGAGAAGAUACACUAUAAUGUCUACGCCCAAGGUUGUGCAGCCCAAAUGGAACGUUCCAACGCCACAAGCUAAAGAAACUGUGCUGAAGUUGUACAACAGUUUGACGAGAUCCAAGGUCGAAUUCAUUCCACAAUCUGGCAACAGAGGAGUCACUUGGUACUCUUGUGGUCCUACUGUUUACGAUGCCUCCCAUAUGGGACAUGCCAGAAACUAUGUCUCUAUUGAUAUUAAUAGAAGAAUUAUUCAAGAUUAUUUUGGUUACGACGUGCAAUUUGUGCAAAAUGUUACUGACAUCGACGAUAAGAUCAUUUUGAGAGCAAGACAAAACUAUUUAUUUGACAAUUUUGUUAGAGAAAACAAUGCCAAAUUUAACGUCAGCGUUGUUGACAAGGUCAAAACCGCACUUUUCCAAUAUAUCAGCAAAAAUUUUACUGUUGAGGGCAACGAAAUCAAAACUAUCGAAGAAUUUAAAUCUUGGUUAUCGAAGGCCGAUACAGAAACUUUGAAAUUGGAAAAUCCCAAAUUUUCUAUGCAUGUUACCGCAGUUCAAAACGCUAUUGAAUCAAUCACUAAGGGUGAUUCCAUGGACCCCGAAGCUGCCUUUGAGAAAGUCAAAGAUGUUACGGUUCCGCUAUUGGAUAAAGAGUUGGGAUCUACCAUUAGUGAUCCAGAGAUUUUCCGUCAACUUCCAGCUUACUGGGAGCAAAAAUUCAAUGAUGACAUGUCAUCAUUAAACGUGCUACCUCCCACAGUUACAACUCGUGUUUCUGAGUACGUCCCAGAAAUUAUCAACUUCGUCCAAAAAAUUAUUGAUAAUGGCUACGCAUAUGCCACUCCCGAUGGUUCCGUGUACUUUGAUACUUUAAAAUUUGACAAAUCACCAAACCAUGACUAUGCUAAAUGCCAGCCAUGGAAUAAAGGUCAGCUAGAUUUGAUUAAUGAUGCUGAAGGGUCCUUAAGUAACUUUGCUGAUAACGGAAAAAAGUCAAAUAAUGAUUUUGCUUUAUGGAAGGCUUCGAAGGCAGGUGAGCCUGAGUGGGAAUCGCCAUGGGGUAAGGGUAGACCGGGAUGGCACAUUGAAUGUUCCGUGAUGGCCAGUGAUAUCUUAGGCCCUAACAUCGAUAUUCAUUCAGGGGGUAUUGAUUUGGCCUUCCCUCACCACGAUAAUGAAUUGGCUCAAUCUGAGGCUUGUUUCGACAAUAAACAGUGGAUCAAUUAUUUUCUACAUACAGGUCAUCUACAUAUUGAAGGUCAAAAAAUGUCUAAAUCCUUAAAGAAUUUCAUUACCAUUCAAGAAGCUUUAAAAAAAUUUUCACCACGUCAAUUAAGAUUGGCCUUUGCUUCAGUACAAUGGAAUAAUCAAUUGGAUUUCAAAGAGUCUUUGAUCCAUGAGGUAAAGUCAUUUGAAAGCUCCAUGAACAAUUUUUUCAAAACCGUUAGAGCAUUGAAAAACGAUGCAUCGUCUGCAGGUCAUAUCUCCAAAAAGUUCAGUCCCCUAGAGAAAGAAUUAUUGGCCGAUUUUGUUGAAUGUGAAUCCAAAGUACAUUCUUCAUUCUGUGAUAACUUAUCCACACCUGUUGCUUUGAAGACACUGAGCGAAUUAGUGACUAAGUCUAAUACAUACAUUUCCACUGCUGGAUCUGCUUUAAAAAUUGAGCCCUUGAUUGCUAUCUGUAACUAUAUCACCAAAAUCUUAAGAAUAAUUGGAUUUCCAUCCCGUCCUGACGACUUGGGUUGGGCGCAAGCUGGCUCCAACGAUGGAUCAUUGGGUUCAUUGGAAGACACCGCUAUGCCAUAUGUUAAGUGUUUGUCCACAUUUAGAGAUGAUGUACGUUCUCUGGCUAUCAAGAAGGCCGAACCCAAGGAAUUCUUACAAUUAACAGACAAAGUCAGAAACGAAGAUUUACUAAACUUGAAUGUCGCCUUGGAUGAUAGAAAUGGACAAUCCGCUUUGAUCAAGUUUUUAACUAAUGAUGAGAAAUUGGAAAUUGUCAGGUUAAACGAGGAGAAACAUGCCAACGAACAAGCCAAGAAACAAAAGAAGCUGGAACAGCAGAAACUAAGAGAGCGGAAGGAAAACGAGAGAAAGCAAAAGGCCCAAAUUAAACCAGAAGAUAUGUUCAGGGAUGUCGCUUUGUACAGUGCUUGGGAUGAGCAAGGUCUUCCAACAAAGGACAAAGAUGGUAAUGACAUUACCAAGAGUAUGGCCAAGAAGUUGAAGAAGCAAUGGGAGCAACAAAAGAAGUUACAUGAAGAGUACUUCGGUAAAGAUAAAUAA